This is a messenger RNA of Papaver somniferum (opium poppy), 1782 nucleotides long. RefSeq names its product probable leucine-rich repeat receptor-like protein kinase At1g35710. The transcript has 2 exons. Gene Ontology annotation, biological process: hormone-mediated signaling pathway. The record is from RefSeq and is a predicted model, not a curated record. Gene Ontology annotation, cellular component: plasma membrane. The coding region runs from base 1 to 1782 and encodes 593 amino acids. Lineage: Eukaryota; Viridiplantae; Streptophyta; Magnoliopsida; Ranunculales; Papaveraceae. Gene Ontology annotation, molecular function: protein binding.
AUGUUGCUACGAGUAAACAUUGCAUCUGUUACAUUUUUUGUUUACGCAUUACUGUUGGUUUCAUCUUACAGUUUUGUUCAUUUUGCAUAUGGUUCUUCUUUUAAUCAUUCUAAUACAAAACAACAUUUACAAGUAGGUGUAGAACAAGAAUUAAAAGCUCUUUUAGAAUGGAAGUCAAGCCUUAUCAACAAAAACCAUUCUCUCCUCUCUUCCUGGAAGAUGAAUUCUACUGCGACUACGAGUCCAUGCAAGUGGUAUGGAAUCACUUGUAACAAUGAGGGAAGCGUUGCUGAGUUGAAUGUAUUAGGUUUGGGUUUACAAGGUACGCUCUAUAGUUUCAACUUCUCAUCUUUCUCCAACUUAGUUAGUCUUGUCUUGAGGCAGAAUGAACUUUUCGGAACUAUUUCAUCCCAAAUCAGUACACUUUCAAAACUCACCCACCUUGAUCUUUCCGUCAAUAAACUUUCUGGACAGAUUCCGCCAAAAUUAGCUUCCCUCACAAAUCUGUUAUAUCUGGACCUUUCUGAAAAUCAAAUUAAUGGAUCCAUCCCUCAAGAACUUAGCAAUCUAUAUUCUCUCACUGCUCUAGGGUUGUUUACAAAUAAUCUGACUGGUUCAAUCCCAACUUCAAUUUGCAAUAUGACCAAUUUGACCCGUUUAGUGAUUUAUGAAAACUCAAUCUCGGGCGUUAUUCCUAGAGAUAUCGGAAGGCUCAGUUCUCUUACCCAGUUAUGUUUGUCCGACAACAAUCUCAAUGGAUGUAUCCCCUCUUCAUUGACCAAUUUGACUAGUCUAGCCGUUCUUCAACUAUAUAAUAAUCAACUUUCUAGCAUCAUACCUCCAGAUAUCGGGAGGCUCAGUUCUCUUACCAUCUUAGCUUUGUCCGGCAACAAUCUCAGUGGUUAUAUCCCUACUUCUUUAUCCAACUUGACUAAUUUGAACACUCUUCACUUGUAUGUUAACCAACUUUCAGGCAUCAUCCCUCAAGAUAUAGGAAGACUACGCUCUCUUGUAUUGUUCGACUUGUCAACAAACAAUUUUAUUGGUCCAAUCCCUGCUUCUAUAUGCCACUUGACUAACCUCAGCUUUUUUUCAGUUUCUCAAAAUCAACUCACUGGCGCCAUCCCUCAAGCUAUUGGAAAGCUAAGUUCUUUAGAUACCUUAUAUUUGUCCCAAAAUCAACUCACUGGUCCCAUCCCUGUAUCAAUCGAUAACCUGAGAAAUUUGACGAUUUUAUCUCUUUACAAAAAUGAAUUAUCUGGUUUGUUACCAACAGGAAUCAACAGUCUGACACUGUUAAAGACAUUGUAUUUGACUGAGAAUAAGCUUUUUGGUUAUUUACCUCAAAAUGUAUGUCAAAGCGGAACGCUUGAAAAAUUUCAAGUAGGUAGUAACUAUUUCACGGGUUCCGUACCAAGAAGCCUUAGGAAUUGCACCAGCCUUAAAACUCUCGGGCUUGAAAAUAAUAAACUUGUAGAUAAUGUAACAGAAGCUUUUCACGUGUAUCCAUAUCUAGAUAGGUUUACUGUGCAAAACAACAUGUUGUAUGGUGAACUCUCAAAAGACUGGGGAAAUUGUCAAAAUUUAACAGCAGUAUCUUUCGGAGGGAACAAUAUAACUGGUAGAAUACCAUCUGAACUGGGAAAGUUGAAAAUUUUGAGUGUGGUUGAUCUUAUUUCAAAUAACUUGGUAGGAAAAAUUCCUAAGGAGGUUUUGAAUUUGUCCUCAUUGAUCCAGUUAGAUUUGAGUAAUAACCAUCUUUCUGAUUUUGUUAAAUCUUAG